AUGCAAGUACAAAAGCAUAGCAGCGAGGCAAUCAAAGCACCCAAACGUGCUGACAAAAAAAAAAAAAAACCGUUCAAUUGCACACAUCUCAAAAGAAUCUCACAGCAGCACUUUCCAGAGCUCACCAGGGCAGCCCCAGACGCCGCCUGCAGCACCGCGCGGUGGGCGGCCGUUGGUGCGCGUGCUCCCGGCAGAGCCCGGGGCCGCCGGCGUUACCGGGGCCGCGGGCGCCGUUGCCACGACGACGGCUCGCAGACGCCGCACCAUCCGCAGUCGCGAGAGCUGCAGGCGGCCGGCUUAGAGCGGGCGGAGCCGCCGUCGGAACGCAGGGCUGCGGGUCGCGGCGCUGCCUUCGCUGUCCCGCCGAAGCUCGUCCUUCCCUGGCGCCGCUGCCAGAGGGCACCGGGGCCGCCUGCGGCGCGUGCUGCCAGAGGAGCGAGCGGCACGGCAGCGCGCGGCUUUAGCCUGGGUUUGCCAAACUGCGGGUGCGAAGCGGCCGUGGGCGCUGUGCCGCUGGCGUCAGCUCCCGGAGCUGCUGGCUCAGAAAUCCUUGUGAGGAUGAGAAGUGUUCUGCAGUACACCCCAUCAGCGGGAGCAUUGCGGUAGUACCCUGCCAGCUGAGGAGGAAAGGCUGAACGAGAAUGCUGAAUCCAGAACCGAUGGUAAAACUGCCAUGGUGCCUAAUAAAUCGAGAUUUUCAUCCUUUGAUUUGCAUUAGGAAAGGUCCUGUUUCUGUGCUGCCACACCUUUGUCUGGAAACAAGCAGGGUACAGAAGCAGGAGUUCAGAGUGGUUUGCACUGCACCAGAUCGGUGCUAGGGCAGGAGCAAGGAGAUCCUCCAAGUCCCUACGGACAGGAUUUGAUCAAGGCAAAACUUACAGGUCUUGGUUUCAUAGAAAAUGGAGGCACAGGAAAAAAAAUGCUGCUUAUAAGCAUAGUGGAAUUUUUUAUGUAAGUCACCAUCUUGGUGCAUUAUCUUUAGCCAUAGUGAUGCCACACAACAGCUAUGUAGAGAAAGCCUGGUUUGCCUUAACAAAUAUAAACUUAGGAAUUGGAUCUGACUUGAAGUUUCUUCUGCUUUCUUUAAAGAAAGUCCACUUAAGGAACAAGAGAGCUGCUCCUAUGUAAACAUAGACAAGCUUUCAUUGAGCUGGAGAAUGCUUCUGCAGCCCACUCUCAUGUUGUUGUCCCUAAAGAAAGCAACCACAAGAACAUGUCUCCGAGCACUCUUUGCUCCCUUUCGUUGGCUCAGCAGCUUAAACUCAGGCAUGGCACACAGAUAACUUCUGGCUGCUUCCUGCUGCUCCUGCUCUGUGGCCUUCUGGGGCUGGGGAGGUAUCAGCACCUGCACCUGGAGUUCUGUAGGUUUCCACAGGAUGUGCUUUGCUUUGUGUCCCUGAACUGUCCUUGAAUUAUGAAUUACUGAAAAUUGCACUAAUUUUAUGGUCGCAGUUUGAUAAUUAAGGACCUUGUUAUAACUCAUUUAGAAGUCCUGCUAAUAUCCCUACUUUGGCACAAAGAAUGUUGCAGCAAAUAAAAUAAGUCACAGUUUUUGAAGAGAUAAAAGCGUUCUAAGUUUAAAUGCAAUG
Messenger RNA from Numida meleagris (helmeted guineafowl), 1589 nucleotides. RefSeq lists its product as uncharacterized. The coding region runs from base 1 to 606 and encodes 201 amino acids. The transcript has 2 exons. The record is from RefSeq and is a predicted model, not a curated record. NCBI's taxonomy places the organism in Eukaryota, Metazoa, Chordata, Aves, Galliformes, Numididae.